This is a messenger RNA of Grammomys surdaster, 8071 nucleotides long. RefSeq names its product phosphatidylinositol-4-phosphate 3-kinase catalytic subunit type 2 alpha (gene Pik3c2a). Gene Ontology annotation, molecular function: phosphatidylinositol binding; 1-phosphatidylinositol-4-phosphate 3-kinase activity; 1-phosphatidylinositol-3-kinase activity. Gene Ontology annotation, biological process: phosphatidylinositol 3-kinase/protein kinase B signal transduction; phosphatidylinositol-mediated signaling; phosphatidylinositol-3-phosphate biosynthetic process. The coding region runs from base 213 to 5276 and encodes 1687 amino acids. The transcript is spliced from 33 exons. The record is from RefSeq and is a predicted model, not a curated record. Gene Ontology annotation, cellular component: phosphatidylinositol 3-kinase complex; plasma membrane; cytoplasm. NCBI's taxonomy places the organism in Eukaryota, Metazoa, Chordata, Mammalia, Rodentia, Muridae.
GGAAGUGACGUGCGGUGCUCGGCUGGCUGCGGAGUCAGUCGAAGCUCUCCUCAGCGGCCGGCUGAGCCAGCUGAGGCGGGAGAAAAACAUGGCUCGGACCUUGGAAGGCGCGAAGGCUCGAGUUGCGGUGGAGACCAGGGCUCCCGCGGCGUGAGGUCCUGGUAUUUUGGAAGCUACAAGAAAAAAGAUUAGGUUUGGUGUUUUUUGUGGACAUGGCUCAGAUUUCUAACAACAGUGAAUUUAAACAGUGUUCAUCUUCACAUCCAGAACCAAUAAGAACCAAAGAUGUGGACAAAGCAGAAGCAUUACAGAUGGAAGCAGAAGCCUUAGCAAAACUGCAGAAGGAUAGACAAAUGACUGACAAUCCAAGAGGCUUUGAGCUGUCUAGCAGCACUAGACAAAGAACACAAGGUUUUAACAAACAGGAUUAUGAUCUCAUGGUGUUUCCUGAGUCGGAUUCCCAAAAAAGAGCAGUAGAUAUUGAUGUAGAAAAGCUCACCCAAGCUGAACUUGAGAAGAUAUUGCUGGACGACAAUUUUGAAACUAGAAAAACCCCUGCAUUGCCAGUUAAUCCUGUUCUGAGCCCUUCAUUUUCAGCACAGCUGUAUCUUAGACCUACUGUUCAAAGAGGCCAGUGGCCCCCUGGAUUCUGCGGGCCUUCCACAUACACUUUACCUUCUAUUUAUCCUUCAGCAUACAGUAAACAGGCUACAUUCCAGAAUGGCUUCAGUCCAAGGAUGCCCACCUUUCCAUCUACAGAGUCUAUAUAUUUAAGACUUCCAGGACAGUCUCCAUAUUUUUCAUAUCCUUUGACACCUGCCACACCAUUUCAUCCACAAGGAAGUUUACCAGUCUAUCGACCACUAGUCAGUCCUGACAUGGCAAAACUAUUUGACAAAAUAGCAAGUACCUCAGAAUUUUUAAAAAAUGGGAAAGCAAGGACUGAUCUGGAGAUAGCAAACUCGAAAGCUUCAGUCUGCAAUCUACAGGUAUCUCCAAAGUCUGAAGACAUCAAUAAAUUUGAUUGGUUAGACUUGGAUCCUCUGAGUAAGCCUAAGGUAGACUUUGUGGAGGUGUUAGAACAUGAAGAAGAGAAGAAGAAUCCAGUCUUGCUAGCAGAGGAUCCUUGGGACGCUGUUCUUCUUGAAGAGAGAUCUCCAACAGGUUGUCACUUAGAAAGAAAGGUGAAUGGAAAAUCCCUUUCUGGGGCAACUGUAACAAGAAGCCAGUCUUUAAUCAUUCGAACAGCUCAACUUACAAAAGCCCAGGGCCAAGUAUCUCAGAAAGACCCAAAUGGGACCAGUAGUUUGCCAACUGGAAGCUCUCUUCUACAAGAAUUUGAAGUACAGAAUGAGGAGGUGGCAGCUUUUUGUCAAUCCAUUAUGAAAUUGAAGACCAAAUUUCCAUAUACUGAUCAGUGCACAAACCCAGGCUAUUUGUUAAGCCCAGUCACAGUGCAAAGAAACAUGUGUGGAGAAAAUGCCAGUGUGAAGGUCUCCAUUGAAAUUGAAGGCUUUCAACUACCAGUUACUUUUACAUGUGAUGUGAGUUCUACUGUAGAAAUAAUUAUAAUGCAAGCCCUUUGCUGGGUACAUGAUGACUUGAAUCAAGUGGAUGUUGGCAGCUACAUUCUGAAAGUUUGUGGUCAAGAGGAGGUUCUACAGAAUAAUCAUUGCCUUGGAAGUCAUGAACAUAUUCAAAAUUGUCGAAAAUGGGACACAGAGAUUAAAUUACAGCUCUUGGCCUUCAAUGCAAUGUGCCAGAAUCUGGCUCGAACAGCAGAAGAUGAUGAAGCACCUGUGGAUUUAAACAAAUACUUGUAUCAAAUAGAAAAACCUUAUAAAGAAGUCAUGACAAGACACCCUGUUGAAGAACUCUUAGGUUCCUAUCACGACCAAGUAGAACUGGCUCUUCAAACUGAAAACCAGCACCAAGCAGUUGAUCAAGUGAUUAAAGCAGUAAGAAAAAUCUGUAGUGCUUUAGAUGGGGUGGAGACCCCUGCCGUCACAGAAGCAGUGAAGAAGCUAAAGCGAGCAGUUAACCUUCCAAGGAAUAAAAGUGCUGAUGUGACUUCAUUAUCUGGAGGAGAUACUAUCAAGAACUCAACUAGGGGGUCACUGAAUCCUGAAAAUCCUGUUCAAGUAAGCAUGGAUCACUUAACGGCAGCAAUUUAUGAUCUUCUCAGGCUCCAUGCAAAUUCUAGUAAGAGUUCUACAGGCUGUCCCCAAAGUAGCAGGAACGUCAAGGAAGCAUGGACUGCAACAGAGCAGCUCCAGUUCACUGUCUAUGCCGCACACGGAAUUUCCAGCAGCUGGGUAUCAAAUUAUGAAAAAUACUACUUGAUAUGCUCCCUGUCUCACAAUGGGAAGGAUCUUUUUAAACCCAUUCAGUCAAAGAAGGUUGGCACGUACAAGAAUUUCUUCUAUCUUAUUAAAUGGGAUGAACUAAUCAUUUUUCCUAUCCAGAUAUCGCAGUUGCCAUUAGAGUCAGUUCUUCAUCUUACUCUGUUUGGAGUUCUAAAUCAGAGCAGUGGAAAUUCCCCUGAUUCUAAUAAACAGAGAAAGGGGCCAGAAGCUCUGGGCAAAGUUUCUUUAACUCUAUUUGACUUUAAACGGUUUUUAACAUGUGGAACUAAGCUUCUCUACCUUUGGACUUCAUCACAUACAAAUUCUAUUCCUGGAGCAAUCCCCAAAAAAAGCUAUGUCAUGGAAAGAAUUGUACUACAGGUUGAUUUUCCUUCUCCUGCAUUUGACAUUAUUUAUACAUCUCCUCAAAUUGAUAGAAACAUUAUACAGCAAUACAAGUUGGAAACACUGGAGAAUGAUAUAAAGGGGAAACUUCUGGAUAUUAUUCACAGAGAUUCAUCAUUUGGACUUUCAAAAGAAGAUAAGGUCUUUUUGUGGGAAAAACGCUAUUAUUGCCUAAAACAUCCAAAUUGUCUUCCGAAGAUACUAGCAAGUGCUCCUAACUGGAAGUGGGCUAAUCUUGCCAAAACUUACUCACUGCUGCACCAGUGGCCACCAUUGUGUCCACUAGCUGCAUUGGAGCUCCUUGAUGCAAAAUUUGCUGAUCAAGAAGUGCGAUCGCUAGCUGUGAGCUGGGUAGAGGCCAUAAGUGAUGAUGAGCUAGCAGAUCUUCUCCCACAGUUUGUACAGGCUUUGAAAUAUGAAAUUUAUUUGAAUAGUUCACUAGUGCGCUUCCUUCUGUCCAGGGCUUUGGGAAACAUCCAGAUAGCACACAGUUUGUAUUGGCUUCUCAAGGAUGCUUUGCAUGAUACACACUUUGGAAGCAGAUAUGAACAUGUGUUGGGUGCACUCCUCUCUGUAGGAGGAAAAGGACUCAGAGAAGAGCUUUCUAAGCAGAUGAAACUUGUACAGCUUUUAGGAGGAGUGGCAGAAAAAGUAAGGCAGGCUAGUGGAUCAACCAGACAGGUGGUCCUCCAGAAGAGUAUGGAACGGGUACAGUCUUUUUUUCUGAAAAAUAAAUGCCGUCUUCCUCUCAAACCAAGUCUGGUGGCAAAAGAAUUAAACAUUAAGUCAUGUUCGUUCUUCAGUUCUAAUGCGAUGCCUCUGAAAGUCACAAUGGUAAAUGCUGAUCCUCUGGGGGAAGAAAUUAAUGUCAUGUUUAAGGUUGGUGAAGAUCUUCGGCAAGAUAUGUUAGCUUUACAGAUGAUAAAGAUUAUGGAUAAGAUCUGGCUUAAAGAGGGACUGGAUCUAAGGAUGGUGAUAUUCAAAUGCCUUUCAACUGGACGAGAUCGAGGCAUGGUGGAGCUAGUUCCUGCUUCAGAUACCCUCAGGAAAAUCCAAGUAGAGUAUGGUGUAACAGGAUCCUUUAAAGAUAAACCACUUGCUGAGUGGCUGAGGAAAUACAAUCCUUCUGAAGAAGAAUAUGAAAAGGCUUCUGAGAACUUUAUCUACUCUUGUGCUGGGUGCUGUGUAGCCACCUAUGUUUUAGGCAUUUGUGAUCGGCAUAAUGACAAUAUAAUGCUUCGAAGCACAGGACACAUGUUCCACAUUGACUUUGGAAAGUUUUUAGGCCAUGCACAGAUGUUUGGUAGCUUCAAAAGGGACAGAGCUCCUUUCGUGCUUACCUCUGAUAUGGCAUAUGUCAUUAAUGGAGGUGAAAAGCCCACCAUUCGUUUCCAGCUGUUUGUGGACCUCUGCUGUCAAGCCUACAACUUGAUAAGAAAGCAAACGAACCUCUUUCUUAACCUUCUCUCACUGAUGAUUCCUUCAGGAUUGCCAGAACUUACAAGUAUUCAGGAUUUGAAAUAUGUUAGAGAUGCACUUCAGCCCCAAACUACAGAUGCUGAAGCUACUAUUUUCUUCACUAGGCUGAUUGAGUCAAGUUUGGGAAGCAUUGCCACAAAGUUUAAUUUCUUCAUUCAUAACCUUGCUCAGCUACGUUUUUCUGGCCUUCCCUCUAAUGAUGAGCCCAUCCUUUCAUUCUCACCAAAAACAUACUCCUUUAGACAAGACGGCCGGAUCAAAGAAGUCUCUGUUUUCACAUAUCAUAAGAAAUACAACCCAGAUAAACAUUACAUUUACGUGGUUCGAAUUCUGAGAGAAGGGCAUCUUGAACCAUCAUUUGUAUUCCGGACAUUUGAUGAGUUUCAGGAACUUCACAAUAAGCUCAGUAUUAUUUUUCCACUUUGGAAAUUACCUGGCUUUCCUAAUAGGAUGGUUCUUGGAAGAACACACAUAAAAGAUGUAGCAGCCAAGAGGAAAAUUGAGUUAAACAGUUAUUUGCAGAGUUUGAUGAAUGCAUCAACAGAUGUAGCAGAGUGUGAUCUUGUUUGUACUUUUUUCCACCCCUUACUUCGUGAUGAGAAAGCUGAAGGAAUAGCCAAGUCUGCAGGUGCAGGUCCCUUCAGCCCUACUGUAGGCCAAAUAGGAGGAGCAGUGAAGUUAUCUGUUUCUUACCGAAAUGGCACCCUCUUCAUCAUGGUGAUGCACAUCAAAGAUCUUGUGACUGAAGAUGGGGCUGACCCAAAUCCAUAUGUCAAAACAUACCUGCUUCCAGAUACCCACAAAACAUCAAAACGUAAAACCAAAAUUUCACGUAAAACUAGGAACCCAACAUUCAAUGAAAUGCUUGUAUAUAGUGGAUACAGCAAAGAAACUCUGAGGCAGAGAGAACUUCAACUGAGUGUACUCAGUGCAGAAUCUCUGCGGGAAAAUUUCUUCUUGGGUGGAGUAACCCUGCCACUGAAAGAUUUCAACUUGAGCAAAGAGACAGUUAAGUGGUAUCAGCUGACUGCAGCAACAUACCUAUAAACCGCCAACUUCUGAGCUUUGGAAACAAGGAGUAAUAAAUGUAUGCACAUGUGUGUAUAUACAUACUUGGGAACUUUGUAUAAUUUCAUACUUGGGCAGAAAUUAUAAACUUAACAUGUUGGACCAACUGUCAGUCACAUAACUUAACUUUUAUAUAGUUUGGGAAGCCAUUGCUAUUUCAAAGUCAUUUUGUUGAAUGCUACCAAUCCCAAGCUUAAUACAUACUAAGUCCUGAAAAAGAUUUUGACAUAAUACUAUGUCAUUUCGGCCACCUUGUACUCUUUCUACACAGACACAGCAAAUUGUUUGUUAUGCACCUCACAGCCUUUACCACUGUGUAUGUUCACAGACACCAAAGGAAAGAUGCAGCUGCUACUCAACAGGCUGAAAAGCAAAGCACAAAUAGAGGUCAGAAUGCUAAGAACUAGGAAAAUACCAUUUUUAUUCAUUGUAAAGCCUUUUCAGAGUAAGUGCCAGUCACUGAAGUUGUAAAUAAUGGUGCCUUACUUAACUCCAUGCUUCACUGGCACUUCAUUUCUGAUUAAAGAGCAAGUAGUUUUCAUUCAUUUUCACCUUACUGAGGACAAAAUGUCAUGUACAUUUACUAAUGGUUUCCCUACAAAAAAUACUAUUUUCUCUACUUCUGAUUGUGAGUUUGUUAUUUUCACUAUUAAGCUAUUUGACUUAGUGUUUAUUGCCCAGUAACUGAAUGAGAUUCAUUGAUAUAGUUGUAUUCUAAAUUCUAUCAUUCCAUUAUAACUUGUAAGGAUGUGAAUUGAAAUUUGAGUUUCACUUCCAUGUAUUUAUACUUUACUCCCUCAUUAAACAAAUGGAAGUUGUUUGGUAAGAUGCCCAGGCAAGAUAAGGGGCUAGGGUCCUGACUGAAUUUUAAUUUAGACAUUUAUGGAAGGUGUUGUGUAAACUGUCCUGUAUGUAAACAUUGUACAUUCACAUGAAAAAAUUAUUUUCUGUAAUACAAUGAAAUUGACAAUUUCAAGAGGGAAGUUUGAAGUUACUAUGGAGUAGCCAUUAAAAAUAAGGUUCAUUUUUGCCUGGCAGUGGUGGCACACGCCUUUAAUCCCAGCACUUGGGAGGCAGAGGCAGGUGGAUUUCUGAGUUCGAGGCCAGCCUGGUCUACAGAGUGAGUUCCAGGACAGCCAGGGCUACACAGAGAAACCCUGUCUCAAAAAAACCAAAAAUAAAUAAAUAAGGUUCAUUUUUAUUUCCUAUUUCAGAUAUAAUUUUGUUUAGUUUUGGUAAACAUGUAUAUAUAAUACAUUUCUUGGUUAGAAGUUCAAAUAUUUUUAGAAUGGUAAUAGAGAUGUAGCAAAUUUGGUAGUUAAGAGAAAACUGAAACUACUUAAUGAAGAGUACCAAGAGAGGACAAUCUGAUUCAGUUUGCCCGAAUAAAAUUUUUAUGAAGUGUACAAAGUGAUUAACAGAAAUGAUGAUGCUUACAGAGUUAAAUUAAGAGUUAAGGGUGUUAUCAUUGGAAUACAUUUUUAAUAAAUCAAAACUUGAAAUAUUUGGUGCCUAACACUAUGGUCCAUUUGUAGGGAAACCUAUAUAUGAGUAUGGUAUGUGAAUGUUUUUAUAUUAAAGUGUGUUGUCUACUUGAUAAUUAAAAUGAAGAUCAAAGCAUCAUUGUUUGCUUUUCCCACAAUUAACAUUUCCUUAAAUUGUUUUGCAGAUGUAAGUAGCACUAGAAUUUUUUUUUCUUUUGAGAGAGACCUAAUUCCAUUCCAUGAGUCACCUAGCUAUUUAAAAAAAAAAAUGCUGUUUGUAAAAGGUGAUUAUUGACUGAACUUGUGGACCUUUUUGUGAUCCAUUACGGUGUAUCUUAGCAGAAACAGAACUAGAAAAUGUAAUGUCACUUUUCAGUGACAAGAAAUCUGAUUAAUAUCUAAAAGUAUAUAUUAUCAUUAAUACUGUACAGUUAACAAGAAUUCAGAAGGUAAUAUUAUCUCUUAAUUUAACUCAAUUUGUGCCUUCUUUGGUUAUUAGAAUACAUAUAUUUUAAUAUAAGUUAUUUCUUUGUAAAAUGCUAAUCUUCAGCCCAUACCAAAAAAACAGUUUUAGGGAGGAGAAAGUAGCCUCUUUGCACUACAACUGCAGCCAGUUAUAAUCAGCUGGCUUUCUAAAAGUUUUUUAACAGUUACCUUAAAAUAAAUCUGAAAAACAAAACUCUAAACAGGCCAAGACACUAAUUUUUAUGUAUAUCAUAUUUAUAACUACCUUCAUCAAGUAAAAAUAAUUUUGCUACAUACAAGUCCUGUGCCAGAAUUCUUUGUUCUUGCCAGUGCUCUAGGAUCUGAAGAUGAUGGUUUAUCCCAAGAACCUGUUUUCUCUGAGGAAUCCAAUGAGAAUUGGCACCAGUGCUUUUUAUUACUGUGUUAAUGUGAGUCAUUAAAGCAUGUGUAUCUUUUUUACUUUUUUUUUUCAAAUUAAAGUUGUAUAUAAAGUUCAAAAUCUUGCCUUAAAUUGUUUAAUUCUUUCUAAGACUCGUGAAUUGUAACAUUUAAAAAAUUCACUUUUGAUAACUCAGAUUUUUAAAAAACACUGAAGCCCUGCUAUUAUGAUACAAUGUACUUAUAUGCUGUUCACUAGCAAUGCAAAUAUGGAUGUGAUUACUAGUGUCACCUGUAAGAGCAAAAUGCUUUAAUUAUAUCAGCCUAAUGAGUUAAGAUGUAUAAUAUUUGUAUUAAUACUUGGAAUAUAUUCAAUGAAUUGAAUGUGACUUCAUAACUAUACUACAAUUAUAUUAAAAUAUUUCUGAAAUAAAAACUCAGCUGUCA